GCUGUUACAUAACAUAAUUUCCAGCUCGUCCUGUCAGUUUCUUAUCAGUUUUCUCAAUUGACGCUACGAUUAUUUUAAAAAAACCCGUGUACCUUCUUAAAUCUUUAAUUUUAUACUUUUUCAGACAGUUUGAUCGCCGAAUAAGUUUUUGUCGUAGAGGUUCUCCAUCGAGCAUUUGUUAUGUACUGUCGAUACAUAAGUUUUCUCUAAUCAAAGAUACUACGCAUUCAAGACACCCGCAAUGUCUGAGGAAAGUGAUGUUCUGGGAGAACCAACCUCUCCAAGGCGGUCCAAUGUGGAAAGUGGAAUGCUCAGCAAGAAAGGCAUGUCUACCCUUAGAGUGGUGAUUUUGGGUCUUAUUGUCAUUGUUCCUGGAGUAGCCCCUGGGAUGAGUUUUGGAUUUCCUGCUGUAGCAUUACCACAGUUGAAUUUAAACAUCGAUGAAGCAUCUACGUUUGCAAGUCUGGGUGCUAUAGCAAUGCCUAUUGGGUGUUUGCUGAGUGGUCCAGUGAUUGACCGCUAUGGACGAAGGACAGCUCUCAUGUUGAUAAACCUGCCAAGCUUCAUGGGCUGGCUGCUCAUAGCCUCAAAGCCUCACCUGACAAGACUCUAUGUUGCUCGGUUAUUAACUGGUUUAGCUGUUGGACUCGCAACAACUCCAGCAGCUGUCUACUCGGCGGAAUGUCUCACUGUUCACAAAAUGAGUCUUCGAGGAAGUCUGACGACCUGGUCCACAGUUGCGCUCACAAGUGGUAUUCUUCUUGUUUACUUUACCGGUGCCCUGCUAGCAUACACAACAGUUGCAAUAAUUGCAUCUGCCAUCUCACUGUUAUCAUUGGUGCUCAUUUCUUUGUUCAUCCCAGAAAGCCCGACCUGGUUGAUCGAUCAAGGCAGGUUUGAUGAUGCUGAGAAUGCAGACAAGAUUCUCAAAAUCCAUCGUAAACGGACAGCGUCCGAGUGCAGUCAGCUAAUCCCAAAAGAUAGUCCCAAAGAGAAAAAGGAAGAAUUUUUCUCCAUGGAAACUAUUCGCAAAACAGUCCAAGACUUCCGUGAACCAGAAGCGUACAAGCCGUUAGUGAUAAUGAUAACUUUUUUGUUUUUCCAACAAUUUUCUGGUUUGUACGUCAUGAUAACUUACAUGGUAGAUAUCAUCUCCUCUGCCGGUGUUGAGGUUGUAAAUCCAUACCUAGUUACUGUGAUCUCCGGAGUAGUAAUACUUAUAGCUGCAAUAUCUGUGACAUUCUUGCUUCCAAUUUUUGGAGUGCGGAAGCUCUCUAUGUUUUCAUGUUUGGGUGUUUCCGUUUCAAUGUUGACCUAUGGAAUGUACUUAUCAGUGCGGAGUAAAGUUCCAUGGGUGAGCAACUAUCCCAUCUUUGGGCUCAUACCUGUUUUCGCAAUCGUUUUAAAUGUUUGGAUGAGUGGUAUCGGUUUUAUUCCUAUCCCGUACUCAAUGCUCGGUGAAGUUUUUCCUCCACAUGUAAAAGGAACUGCUGGAGGUAUUGCAUCUAGUUUAUCUUCAAUUUUUUGUUUCAUUGCAAUAAAAACAUAUCCUUAUCUUUUCUUAAAUUUAGAAGCUGGGAUUUUUUACCUGUAUGGAACCUUAGCUCUUUUCGCCUCUCUUUUUGUGAUAUACUACUUGCCCGAAACACGUGGACGAACUCUAGAAGAAAUAAAUUCAAGCUUUUCAUCCAAAAAGAAAAGUGAAUAUGAGCAACAUUGAUUUUUUUUGUCAAUGUUUGAUCCGUGGAAGGAGGUUUUUUACUCGUACCUCAAUGCAUUUCAUUUUAAUCGCUUCCGGCCGAAAAUAUAGUAAAAUUAACUUUUGGGUGAAAUAGUACACCCACUGUAUCAGAGACAACAUCCAUCUAAGUUUGAAUUAUUUUUUUCUAUACAUUUUAUGCAUUAUAUCUGUAUUAGGGUAUCACAAUAAUUCAUGUCCGGUAUUAAAAUUCUUUCAGGUACGAAUCCACAUUGUACCAAAGAGACGCAUUAAAGCAACAAGAUCUGCCUUUUUUUUUUUAUCAAAACUAUUGUGAUUUAUUUCUUGUACAUAUUUUAUUUUUUCUAUUGCCUAUUUUCCCUUUGUAUGUUUGCCUUUCAGUGAAUACUCCCUUUCCCUCAUCCUUCAGAGCACCAUGACUGCAAAAGUUUUUUUAUCUCCGUCUUUCUUCCAGAAACGGUCUCAUUUUGUUUUCCUUUAUGCUUUUUAGGAUGUAAAAUGUAAAUUUAUAAUGAUGAGGAUGUAAACCUAUAAGAUCAGAGGAGGGAGUCCAAUGGUUGUGAACAAGGGGUUACAAGUGGAAAAUUGUUUUUUGUUGGUUUUUUUUUUUUAUCUUUUGUACAAAUGCUCAUUUUGGACUUAAAUUAUUUGUUUGUUUGUUGUUUUUGUAGAAGUAAAGAAUUGGAAUACUUCAUUAGAUGAAGAAUUUUCUAUGAUGCUGCUCAAGUUUUCAUCAACAAAAUGAAUUAAUUAAUCCAACAAAUUAAUUAAUUAAAAAUUUUAAUCAAGCUUUAAGUUCAUAGAUCUUAGAACUUAAUAUUUCAAAGCACAUCCUCAGUGUUUUGUGCUAUUUGUCGAUCGCAAGUUCUUUGAUUAGUCUUCUGAGUAGCAGCGGUGAAAAUAUCAAGUGAAAGUAUUAAAAAAAACCCUGUUUAUCUCUCUAAAAGUCUGAUACCAGUUAUUUUUUUCUUUUUUUUUUUUCAUCUACCAUCUGUAAAGCUUUCAGUUGACUGGGGGAAAAAAAUGCCAGUUAAAAGCUGGGAAUGAGGAGCAUGUUUCCCUAGAAAUCUAGAAAGAUUAAGUCUUAUUUGAAAUCUGCAAGGUUGUAAACUACAAACUUACUUACGGUGUUCUAUUAUUUUUCAUUGUGGUUCAGUAUAAGCGAGGAAACCUCAAAUUAAGCGUUUUCUCAAGAUUUUCUCCAAAUUGUUAUUUUCAAGUCAAAAAAUCAAUUUUGCAGGUUUUGAACCAAGAGGGUCAUGAUGAAUGCAUAUGAAGACAAUUGUUUUGAAAAUUGAGGCAGUUAUAUUCAAAACAGUUCAUCUAUGUUGAGAUUGUUUAACCUUUCUGCUACCUAGUAAGUGUCCUAGUGCAAGCUUUCCCAAGAGUGUUUACUCGUAAUUAGGAGGAAAUGUAAUCAAAUUUCAUCCGAAAAAACUAGAGAAGGUAAUCUGCUGUUAGGAAUUCAUGUUUCACCAUUCCACUUGAUCUAUUGAUUGAGGAGACCUGUUUUAAAAAUGACUGCCUUGACUAUUUUUUUGUUUUUUAUUUUGUAAAAAUUAAGUUGCUUAAAGGUUAAGUUAAGUUUAUAGCUUUUUUGUAUCACAAAUAAUGAUUUAGUAGCUUUAGUGCACCUAAUGUACAAUGUACCAGAAUACAAGCCUCAGCAUUUUUUCCCGAUACUAACAAAGAUAGAUUUGCUGAAGGAACUGUCAUUUUCAAAUCACAACUAAUUAUCUUGCUUUGAGAUAAUGCGUGCCUUUCAAUUUGUUACUUUUUUAAGGUACCUACCCAAUAUUCAUGUGUAUCUGAGAAUUUUAAUCGAUCAAUCAGCGUGAAGAUCAUGGAAAUUGAGCUAGGUCAAAUAUGCUGUUAAUGGUUGCUGGCACUAAUUUGAAUCUAUCUUUUUGAUCUUCCCUGAAGUAACAGAAUUCAAAAUAACUGAUUAUUUUUCGGGAGAGUUUUUUUCUCCUGUGUCUAUUCAUAUAUUGAUCAAAUUUAUGGACAAGAAACUGCCCUUGAAUAAUUUUUAACAAUUUACUUAAUCAUGAUCAAUUACUAACAGAAUUGUCUUAGUUUUUUGUUGUUUUCUAAUUGAUGCUACAUACAUGUUAUUGUGAUGUUUUGAGUCUCAAUAUAGAGAAAAAUUUCAUCUGACGAGGGUGUAGCUCCUCCUAGCAAUGAACUUAUUCAGCUCUUACUUUCAGCUGAUUUUUAAAUCUAUUCUCGGUCAAAUCUUAUCUAUGACUUGUAGUGUUCUUAUUAUCAUUUAUUUAACAAAUUUUCUCUUGUAGCUAGUCAUUCAAGCAACUGUUCGUUUUUUUUCACCAUUUUUGUACCUCUUGAAUGUUUUCAUUCUUAGGAUUAGUGAGGGAUUAUAAAGUUUACAAAACUUCUAAUUUAUUAGUAUUUUUUGUUCUAAGAGAGAGAGUCAGAACGAGAUAUUUUAUAGGUUCCUCACUUAUGAAGUAUGUUCAAAAUUAUUUCCCUUUAUUAGUCUUAUCUUUUCUUCAGAUUUUCUACCUUUAAGCUUUGAAAACUUCCAACAUGUUUUUCUAUGACAGUAAAUUCUGGUAGAGGUUAGUCCAAAGGACUGAAGUUUGCAGUAUCAAGAAAUUUGGUGGCAGGGAAAUUUAGAUAUUUUUUUUAUAAUGUUCCUUACGGCCUCCUGAGUACAAUGCGCUUUUGAAAUUUUACUUUUUAUGCGUAAAUCUUGAGGAAAGCAAGGCUGAACAGUGAAAUUUUCGGCAUCUUUAUACGCAAUAUCUAGCAUGAAUUUUCCAACAUUUUGUCUGCAAUUAAGGAAGUCUUUUGUUUUCUUGCAGGCUAGGAGGGUAAGAUAGAUAAAAAGGAACAAAUUCCUCCAAAAAAUAAGAAUGUGUGGUGCAGCGUCCAUACAUACCUUACAUCAGUCCCACAUUUCAAUUUGAAAACGCUUUUCUUGAGAAUUACACAUAAAAAGUUUAAUUUCAAUAGCUUAUCAUUCUUAGGAGGUUGUAGGGAGCGUCAUAUCAAAGAGCGUCGAAAUUAACUAGUGCUGACUUUCUUGGUAUUUAUUGUGUGCAUAGUCCUUGUAAUGCUGUUAUUUAAUUUGGUAAAAAAGAUUUGUUGAACUAGAUACUAAAAAAACAACAACAAAAACAGAGAAACCUUUAACAUUAUCUAAUAGAUUUAUCAAGAAGGGUAAAAUUCCACAUUUUACAAUUAAAAACAUUCAAUAAUUACGCAUGUAUUUGAUAGAAAUGUGGAAUGUUUUCAAUAAUGAUCCUCUUUUAGUUAUUCCACUAUUUUCUCCCUUACUUUUUAUUUAUUUUUCAUGUCUUUUCUCUUUCCGGGUGCUCAGUACUUUCUUACUCUGGUGUCAAUAUUUUAAGUAUUCAGGAUUGUCCGUAGAUUAUGUAAGACACUUUUUUCAGACUUUUGAUACCCCCCUACGUCAAAAAUGUCUCUUUCCCUCCUACCCUUCUUUUCAGUCUUUUGUGAGGCAGCCCCAGUCUCUUCUGCUUCGCCUUAGUGCUGUACAUAAUUUACGGAUGACCCCUAAAAAUGAAAUUUAUUCUCCUUAAUCAUUAGAAAAAUUUGAAUAAUUUUAGAAUUCAUGUUAAAUAUGAACCUAGUCAGAAUCAUUUACUAAGAUUAAUGACUGUGUUAAAAAUAUGGCAUUCAGCUGGUAUAGAAAGCAUCCAAGUAUUAUUUGUUGCUCCUAUGAGGAGAGGUGAAAGCUCCAUGUUAUGCACGACUCCAAAUCUGAAGAACGCUCAAUAUUUUGGGAAGAAUGAUAACUCUUUGGAAUAUGCUACUUAAAAAUUUAUUUAAGUUCGGAUUGUGGCUCUAUCGGCAGUUGAGAGUCUUGGUUUGCAUUAGGAAAGUAUUUUAAAAGAGAAAAGGUUCAAAGAAAAACCCUAAAUCCUAGCCAUGUACUUCAAGAACAGUGUGUGGAUUUUGAAGCUUGUCAUGGCUUCAGUUUUUUUUGUUAGCGAGUCUUUUGAGGAAAAAUGCGAGUAAUCAACUUACUCAUUUGCCAGAGCUUUCAAUUUGUUAUUUCAUGAGAAAUCAAGAAUUAUCCUAAUUCACUCAUUUUAUAUUGUAAGCAAGCUCUUAACCCUUAUCAUAUCUAUUUUUCAAAAUAUUACUAAACGUUUCUUUGGAUAUGUUUCCCCCUCUUUUUCACGUGAAUAUGAACUAAAGGAUGUCUUGAGUACCUACUUGAUGAGUGAAAUACCCGGUUUUUUAGUGUUGUUGAUUUUUUAUGAAAUUCAAGCCUGUUUUCUUCUUAUUUUCUGUAAAAAAAAUGGUGAUUAAUUUUUUCCUUUUCAUACAUUAUGUUCUAAGCUAGUUACCUUUAGUUUAGUUUUCACCUUGUACCUCGUAUGAUUGGUUGUGAACUGGAAGUAUUUACUUUUACUUCUCAUAAUACUGCUUCAGUGCGGUGGCAGUCUUUAGAGGUGAUUCAAUAUUCCCUGUACGUACGUACUUUUGUCUGUGCACAUACAAGAUUUAUUGUAAAUACAAUCAGCAGCCUGAUUGUUGACAUUUUGUGUUUGUUGGGUAGACAUAGAUAACAUAGGUUAAAAGGCGGAGCCUGAUUGGUCAGCUAUGUCUUAUCACUAUUUUAUCCUGCCUUUGUCAGGUGGAAUGGACGACAUAUUGUCGGAACCUUAAGAGGUGCCUUUAGCUUGUAGUGAGGUCCGCCCCACAUAGGCACGACAAAGCAGCGAUAAGACAUAGCAGACCAAUUACGCUCUGCUUUUUAACCUAUGUCAUCCAUGUCUACCCUACUAACACCAAAUUUCUACAACCAGGCUGCAGGCCGGUACAAUGAUAAAAUUAGUUUUAAGUUGUAAAAAAAAAUUGGAAUAUCGACAGUUAUGAAAAAAGUUAGGAGUCCUUGUGAGAUAUUUAAUUCAUCUUUUUGAUCAUGUUUGCUUGAAGGAUUUGUUUUAUAAUUGAAGUGAAAUCUAAUUAGACCAGACCAUAUAGUAGGUCACCUGCAUUCAACACUUAAAGACUAGAUAUGAAAUCAAAAAUAUUUACAGCGAAGAGAUGCGGAGAAUUGCCUCAUGUAGAUCAGGUUUUUUGAAGUUAGUGCAUUCAAUUUAGGUUCUUUUCAAUGGACUGCAUUUUGCACCUAAGAACUACUAUUUUCUAGCUUAUCUGUAAAAGUACUCACUUAUCUGCAUUAAAAUCCUGCUGGCACAAAAUGAUUCUAAAAUGAGCCGGAAAUCUUAGUUUCUUAUUUCAAAAUGUAAUCCUUUGUGGUAAAAAUUCAUUUCUUAAGAAAAUCUGAGGAUUUUAUCAAUAAUCGUCCUACUGGUUUCGAUUUUGGCGGUUUUCUAAUUUCACUUCAAAUAUUAGAAAAUAAAUAAGUAAAUUAACCGCAUGAUAUUUUCAGAAAUUUUAAGAUCUUUAUACGCAAGUACUUACCAGAAAAUUAAGUUCCACUGAUCACAGACAUAGGUGAACACUAAACACUAUCAAACCAUGGAGUUUUUCUGCUAUGUGAAUUUUCAAGUCUCCACUUUUUUACCUCUAUGUAUCAAAAUUAAUUGAUCUAUGUUAUCGCAAUUUAUCAAUCUACUUAAAGCAGAAAAUCCACUUUACAAGAUUUUAAUUUUUUUUUAAAAAAGUGCAAGUUAACUUAAACGCAGUCAAAAUCAAAACAAGUUCUAUACAAACCUACCUAUCAAAAUAAUGCCUUGACUUACCAUAAAACUGUUUCCUCAAAGAAGUAAGAAGUAACUUUUAAGGUCUACCAAACAUCAACUUUUAAAUCUAUUAAUCGAACAAUGCCACGUUUCUUUAGGAAAAUGUAUACCUACUUGUCCGCCGGACCUAAAAUUCUCACCGUAACUUCCACCUUUGUCGAUACUUUUUGAUAGGUUUUGUUUCAUUUGCAAUAUUGAAGCUCUGCUGUUUGCAGUAUAGCCGUACAUAUGAUGGGUUAUGAUAGCCAAUACUCAGUGCAAUUUUUCCUCUUUUUAACCAUGAUCAGGACUACGUAUAAAAAAUUAUUAUAGAAUUCACUUAAAAAUAUUGAUUUUAUUCCCUUAUGUUGACUAAUCUAAAGUCAAGAAGUUUUGAUUGUUUCACACGUCCCUGAUAUGUCAUUUCUUGUCGCAAUUUAUAGUGCAUAUUUUUUUCACCUUGCCCUUUUUGCAAAGUACUGUUUUUUAAGGUUUAUACAAUUGCCCAGCAUUAAUGUGACUUUUUGUUGUUUUGUAAAAUUCACUGCAAGGUUUAUUUUAUGAACCUUUUGUGCCAUAAAUUUUAAUAAAACGGUAUCGCUUUUUAA
Molecule: messenger RNA, 8012 nt
Organism: Bemisia tabaci
Lineage: Eukaryota; Metazoa; Arthropoda; Insecta; Hemiptera; Aleyrodidae
Product: facilitated trehalose transporter Tret1
Biological process (GO): transmembrane transport
Cellular component (GO): membrane
Molecular function (GO): transmembrane transporter activity
Source: RefSeq, a predicted model, not a curated record